Schistosoma intercalatum is the source of this 1620-nucleotide messenger RNA. NCBI's taxonomy places the organism in Eukaryota, Metazoa, Platyhelminthes, Trematoda, Strigeidida, Schistosomatidae. The record is from the annotation of a GenBank genome assembly.
AUGACAAAUUUCGAAACAAUCAAACAAACAUUUAUGUCUAAAAUUAAUGAACCAAAUUCACAACGUCGUAUGGUUUUAUUUGUUGUUUGUAUAGCUCUAUUAUUAGACAAUAUGUUAUACAUGGUUAUAGUACCAAUCAUUCCGGAUUAUUUACAAAAUCUACGUGCAAUGGAUACAAAACAAAUUUAUUGGAUUAAUGCUACACAUACUAAAAGAUUAAAAGAUGAAAACUUUAUUUUUAAUAAAACUAAUGGUGAUUAUAAAAUAAAAUGGCUUAUUCAUCAAUCUGAAACUAAAAUUGGUACAUUAUUUGCAUUUAAAGCUAUAAUACAAUUAUUAUGUAAUCCUAUAUCAGGAACUGUAAUUGAUCGAAUUGGUUAUGAUGUACCAAUGAUGUUUGGUUUAUGUAUAAUAUUUUUGUCAACUUCUGUAUUUGCAUUUGGUAGUUCAUAUGGAUUAAUGUUUAUUGCUAGAGGAUUACAAGGUAUGGGUUCAGCUUUUGCUGAUACUGCCGGUUUAGCAAUGAUAGCUGAUCGAUAUACAAAUGAAUAUGAACGUACAAAAGCAUUGGGAAUAGCUUUAGCAUUUAUAUCAUUUGGUUCAUUAGUAGCACCUCCAUUUGGUGGAAUAGUUUAUCAAUAUUUUGGCAAAGAAUUACCAUUUAUUACACUUGCAUUUAUAGCAUUAUUUGAUGGUUGCUUAUUAUUGAUUAUUAUGCAACCAGUUAGAAUUGAACGAACAGUUUUAAAAACUCAAGGUAAUCUACCUAAAGGAACUCCAAUACAUCGUUUAUUAAUGGAUCCUUAUAUUGCUAUAUGUGCUGGAUGUCUCACUGUAGCUAAUGUAUCACUUGCAUUUUUAGAACCGACAAUAUCAAACUGGAUGUCAAAAAGUAUGAAAGCAACAAAUGCACAAGAAGGUUUAGUAUGGUUACCAGCAUUUUUACCACAUUUAGCUGGAGUUAUAACAACAAUUAAGUUAGCUGAUAAAUAUCCAAGUAAACAAUGGUUAAUGGCUGCAGUUGGUUUAGCUAUUGAAGGAGGAAGUUGUUUCUUGAUACCAUUCUGUACUAAUUUUAUUGCAUUAAUGAUUCCUAUUAGUAUUUUGUGUUAUGGUAUUGCAUUAGUUGAUACAGCAAUAUUGCCUACAAUGGGUUUUCUUGUAGAUACACGUCAUGUUUCAGUAUAUGGUUCAGUGUAUGCAAUCGCUGAUAUUUCAUAUAGUUUAGCUUAUGCCUUGGGACCAAUUGUUGCUGGUGGACUUGUGGAUACAAUUAAAUUUGUUGGACUUAAUAUUGUUAUGACAUUAAUCACUUUAGGAUAUGUACCAGUCAUGUACUUAUUACGUCAUUGUUAUAAUGUUGAAAGACCACAGAAUAGAGAAUUACCACCUUUAAAAACUGAUUCAAUUGAUCAUUCAUUUGAUCAAGAUGACUAUGCUUCAGUUAAAAGUUAUCCAGGUUAUGAACAAAAUUCAACGAUAAAGGGUGAAUCCAAUCAUCAUCACCGACAACAAUUUCAUCAUCCUAUUGACCCUACUAAUCAAUAUAAUUAUCAGUCAGCAUCAACGUAUGAACAAGAUGGUAAACUAUUAACUCAACGAACAGAUUAUGCUUAUUGA